This is a messenger RNA of Phlebotomus papatasi, 371 nucleotides long. Its product is annotated as dynein light chain roadblock-type 2-like. The coding region runs from base 45 to 371 and encodes 108 amino acids. Gene Ontology annotation, cellular component: cytoplasm; centrosome; cytoplasmic dynein complex. The transcript is spliced from 2 exons. The record is from RefSeq and is a predicted model, not a curated record. Gene Ontology annotation, biological process: microtubule-based movement. NCBI's taxonomy places the organism in Eukaryota, Metazoa, Arthropoda, Insecta, Diptera, Psychodidae. Gene Ontology annotation, molecular function: dynein intermediate chain binding.
UUCGCGAAGUUAAGAAGUUUCUGUGCCCCAGUCGCCCCAGUACAAUGGAAAAAAUUGAUAAGGAAGAACUCCUUCGCUAUAUUGAUGAAUGCUUUGAUAAAAUUUCCGAUAAGAAUGAUAUUCUUGAGAUAAUUGCUAUGGAUGACAACAAUGAUCCAAUUAAAAGUACAAUUAGAGAUCGUCAACUGAAUUUAGACUACACUGGACUGUUUGGGUCACUGUUGAUGAAGGCGAGGCGUGCAGUGAGAUUGAUUGAUGCCAAUGAUCAACUUGUGGAAGUUCGCGUUAGGACAAAAAAGCACGAAACUUUCAUUACGCCGGAUAUCUACGUUACAUUCAUCACAGUUCAAAAUCCCAUUGAUAAAAUAUAA